UACCCAUAAUCCUCUCUUUCUUUCUAUGCCUGAAUCGCCACGAUGAAGGUCGAACUCUGCAGCUUCAGUGGUUACAAGAUCUACCCCGGUCAUGGGCGGCGCUAUGCCAGAAUUGACGGAAAGGUAUUCCAGUUCCUGAAUGCCAAGUGCGAGUCCGCCUUCCUGGCCAAGAGGAAUCCCAGGCAGAUCAACUGGACUGUGCUUUACAGACGUAAGCACAAGAAGGGACAGUCUGAAGAUGUGGCGAAGAAACGCACUCGUAGGGCCGUGAAGUUCCAGAGGGCCAUUACUGGAGCAUCACUGGCUGAGAUCAUGGCCAAGAGGAACCAGAAGCCAGAGGUCCGCAAGGCCCAAAGGGAGCAGGCAAUCAGGGCUGCUAAGGAGGCAAAGAAGGCUAAGCAGACAACAAAGAAGCCCUCAACAGGAAGCACCAAGGCUCCUACCAAGGCAGCACCCAAACAGAAGAUUGCCAAGCCCAUGAAAGUCAACGCCCCCCGUGUUGGAGGAAAACGUUAAUAUUCUGAGUCCUUAUUAAUAAAAUACUCGGAGGAAACACA
Molecule: messenger RNA, 557 nt
Organism: Engraulis encrasicolus (European anchovy)
Lineage: Eukaryota; Metazoa; Chordata; Actinopteri; Clupeiformes; Engraulidae
Gene: rpl24
Product: ribosomal protein L24
Exons: 6
Coding region: 43-516 (157 amino acids)
Biological process (GO): cytoplasmic translation
Cellular component (GO): cytosolic large ribosomal subunit
Molecular function (GO): mRNA binding; structural constituent of ribosome
Source: RefSeq, a predicted model, not a curated record